Molecule: messenger RNA, 2817 nt
Organism: Rotaria sp. Silwood2
Lineage: Eukaryota; Metazoa; Rotifera; Eurotatoria; Philodinida; Philodinidae
Source: the annotation of a GenBank genome assembly
AUGGCUAUUUGGACAGUAGACCAAGUUGAAGACUGGUUAAAAGCCAAUAAAUUUGAUAAAUAUGCUGAAAUUUUCAAAAAUCAAGAUAUUGAUGGUAUAGCUCUGCUAGGUUUACAGGAUGGUGAAAUUUUAAAAUUAUUAUCUACACAAGAUGAACAUGGAACAAUAACAAAUCCUACAAUGAGAAUACAACGUAAAUUUAAAGCAGCAUUAGAAGAUUAUAGAAAAUUAAUAAAACAAGAAAGAAAAAAACGUAGACGAAGCAGUUCAUCAAUAAAUAAACGACUUGAUACAAGUAUAAAUAAUAAUGAAAACAAUUUAUCAUUUAUAACUUUAAAAGCUACAUCUUAUACAAUCAAUAAUACAGGAACAUAUUCAAAAAUCUACACUAUUGAAUCAAAGAGUAUUGGUAUGAAAUUUUUCAAAAGCGAAUUAAUUUGUUCGAACUUAACGAAAUAUUUUCUAAAAAACUAUAAUGUUACAUGUCAUAUACCAAUACAAAAUCAAUAUGAUACCAAAGUUGCAUUACAUAUAAAAUUAUCGGGUGUUAAAGAAAAUGUCAAAAAUGCUCGCAAUGAUAUUCAUUCAUUACUUACAACAAUUAAAACGAAAAUUUUCAAUAAUGAAGAUACAGAUAAAAAAAUUAUUCAUUUGUCAAAAUAUAUCUAUUCCGAUUCUACUCUAACUAUUUUACAAAAAAUUUUUUCUGACAAGAAAAAAUUAACAUUUUGGGAAAAAACGAAUAUAUUAUCCGGUUAUUAUAUUGUUCAUUAUAUUAGUGGACAACAUACAUUUAGUGUUUCAGAAGAAUUUAUUAAUCAUACAGUCAAUAAUGAAAUAUCUUAUGUUAAAGAUAUUGUUAUACAAAAUGUGGAAAAUAUUCAACCGAAAUUUCGAAAAGAAUUAGAUGAAUUUAUUAAUGAUAAAAAAGAACAACAACUACAAUAUCAAACAAUGUCUAUUAUUUAUUGUCAAUAUCCUUUUCAAACAGAAAUGAAAAUUAGUUUUUUUGGAUUAAGAAAUCAAGUUGAUAUUGCUAAAAAACAAAUCAAACUAUUGAUUAACAAACAUCGAAUGAGAAAUAUAUGGAUUGGACUUGAUUCAAAACAGCGUGAAUUUCUAUUAGAUAAUUAUGUUCAUGAAAUUAAAAAUCUCGAAAUAGAUAAUAAAGAUGAUAAUGUUAAAAUUCAAAUUCGUGAAAAUAUAAUUAUUGCACCACAAUAUUUAAUUAUGAAAAUAAAACAAUUAAUACAAUCAAUGGUUUUUCAAACAAUUAUACUUACAUUUCGAUAUAUUAAAAAUGCAUUUAUAUUAACAGAAAAAGAUGAUUUGAAAUUAAAAAGUCUUGCUCAAAAUUAUAAUUGUGAAAUAAAUAAAAUUGAUAUUGAAACAAAAAAAGAACUUAUCAUUUUACCUAAAGGAAAAAAUAUAUCAACAUCGAAAUAUAUUAUAAACGAAUCAAAUCAAUUUUAUUCUUCAUUAUCAAUAUGGAGAAAACUUUCUAUAUCAAAUAAUAUAAUAGAAAUUCAUAAAUCGUAUGAUUUAACAGUUGAUAUUACUAUUAUAUCAACAAUAUCAGAUGCUAUUAAAGAAAAUAUCGAUCCAAAAUAUGGAAAUGGUUAUUUUGAAUCUGAUACUGGUAAAAGAGUUUUAUUUAUUGAAUGGUCACCAGAUCUUUCACAACAAAAUAAUAAUCAAAUAAAUGAAUCAAUAAAAAAAUUUAUUUCUACAUCAAUUAAGCAAAUAGAUAUGCUUUGUACAAAUGUUGUUAAAACAAUUGCAUUUGCAACAACGGAUUGGGAAAAUUAUGAUCAUAGAAAACAAUUAGCAGAAAAUAUUCUUAAUGAAAUGAUAAAUCAACUCGGAUCAAAACAUUAUUCUCAUCGAUCAUGGAAAAUUAUAUUUCUCUUUAGUGAUCAACAAAACGAGUUUUUUAAUGAAUUUUCACAAGUUAUUUUAUCAAUACAGAAAGAAGAAGAUGAUUAUGAGCAAUUUUUUUAUCCAAUAUCAAACGAAAUUAUUAAUGAUGAUGAUGGUAUACCAUUAUUAGCAAGAUGUGCAUAUGAAAAAAAUUUAGAUAUCGAAACAAUUCAACGACCAGCUCUUCGAAUUAUUGAUGCAGUUUCAUUUCGAAAGGAUUCAGCUGUGAAACAGAUAAAAGAAAAUGAUCCUCUAAUGAACCAUGUUAAAGAUUUAUGCGAUAAAAAUGAUAAAUAUCAAGGAGCAAUAGCUCAUCGUAUUCUAUGGAAAGUAGAAGAAGAAAAUGAAUUUAUUUCGAAACAAGAACAAAUAAAAAAACAAAAUCAAAUCAAAAUAAAAAAAAAUUUUGAUGAAAAAAAAGCUGUUUAUCAAUAUGUUCCAGGUGAUCAUCAUUUUGAUUUAACAGAUCAGAAAAAUUCAGAAAAAUUUGAUCUUAUGAUUAGUUAUUAUCAAGAUGAUAAAGAAAUCUGUCUUAAAAUUUAUAAUCGUUUAAUAGAAUCAGAUUUUUAUCGAGUUUUAUUUGAUAAAGAUAAUUUACACAGUUCCAAUCCAAAGAUUAUGGCACAAGCAGUUGAAAAAUCAUCUGUUAUUCUUAUGUGUUUUUCAACUAAAUAUAGAAAUUCAUAUGCAUGUCGAUUAGAAGUUGAAUAUGCUAAGAAACGACAACGACCAAUUAUUCCAAUAAAAAUCGAUCAUCAAUAUGAUCCAACAGGAUGGUUAGAAGAAAUUAUUAAGAACGAAAAAUAUAUUGACUUUUCAAAAUAUGAAUUUACUGCUAUGUAUGCUCAAUUAAUUGACGAAAUCCAUGUAGUCAAUGAAAGUAUCAAUAAAAAAUAA